Rattus norvegicus (Norway rat) is the source of this 2169-nucleotide messenger RNA. It is a transcript of the gene Ak1, whose product is annotated as adenylate kinase 1. The record is from RefSeq and is a predicted model, not a curated record. NCBI's taxonomy places the organism in Eukaryota, Metazoa, Chordata, Mammalia, Rodentia, Muridae. Gene Ontology annotation, cellular component: cytoplasm. Gene Ontology annotation, molecular function: dAMP kinase activity; nucleoside monophosphate kinase activity; nucleobase-containing compound kinase activity. Gene Ontology annotation, biological process: ribonucleoside diphosphate biosynthetic process; ADP biosynthetic process; AMP metabolic process.
CCUUAUAAAUAGCCGCCUUUGCAGGCGGCUGAGAGGACAGGCAGGGCACGCACUGGCCCCAGCGCCCACCACACCCUCCCCCAGGACCUGGGUUCUGUUCUGAAGAUCCACAUGGUGGCUCGCAACUGUAACUCCAAUUCCAAGGGACUCCACACCCCUUUCUGGCCUCUUCGUGGACUGCAGUCACGUGAGCGCUGACCUAGCUCCCAGACCUCAGCAGGAUGGAAGACAAGCUGAAGAAGGCCAAGAUCAUCUUCGUGGUGGGCGGGCCUGGCUCAGGAAAAGGUACCCAGUGUGAGAAGAUUGUGCAGAAAUAUGGCUACACCCACCUCUCUACUGGGGACCUGCUUCGGGCAGAAGUCAGCUCUGGAUCGUCGAGGGGCAAGAUGCUGUCAUCUAUCAUGGAGAAGGGAGAGCUGGUGCCACUGGAGACGGUGCUGGACAUGCUUCGGGAUGCUAUGUUAGCCAAAGUGGACUCUUCCAACGGCUUCUUGAUUGACGGCUACCCGAGGGAGGUGAAACAGGGAGAAGAGUUUGAACGGAAGAUCGCACAGCCCACACUGCUACUGUAUGUGGACGCAGGCCCCGAGACCAUGACCCAACGACUCCUAAAGCGAGGGGAGACCAGUGGCCGUGUGGACGAUAACGAGGAGACCAUCAAGAAGAGGCUGGAGACGUAUUACAAAGCCACAGAACCUGUCAUCUCCUUCUAUGACAAACGCGGCAUUGUGCGCAAGGUCAAUGCUGAAGGCUCAGUGGACACUGUCUUCUCCCAGGUCUGCACCUAUCUUGACUCCCUGAAGUAACUGGAUCCCUCGGCCAGUUCCCAGCCCACCCCGCCCUUGCCCCCUGACCCCAGGCAGCCUGGCUCGAGCCCAGCACCUCCACCCUGCCGGGCUGUGCACAGACACAGGAAGCUAUUAUCCUGUCCCAUGGACAUUUGAGCACUAAAGAAAUUGCCAAGGACGCUUAGGGUUGUUCCCUCUUCUUGCUUCCAACCGAGGUGAUUCAUGCUGCCACAGCCGGAGGCUCCAGCGCUGCCGGCCCAUUUUUUCCUGUGCCUCAGCCCAGCUGUCUUGUCUCCCUCUGGCUCUGCUGGGAUCCUAGGCCCUUCCUUAGCCAGCCCAUGUCAAGCCUAGGGGCCCCUGGGUUGAUAGGCUGCUCCUUGGGGUCUGGUGUUCCCCCUCUAUUUCUCAUGGCCUUGUCGUACGGCUUUGGCCCUAAGCCAUCAUCUCUCUGGAGUGAGCUCCUUUCCUUUUUUUUCUUUUUUCUUUUCUUUCUUUUUCUUUUCUUUUUUUCUUUUCUUUUCUUCUUUUUUUUUCUCUUUUGACAGCAUUUUGUGUGACUUAAGCUGGCCUCAAACCUGUUCUGUAACUGAGGACAACCUUGAUCCUCCUGCCUCCACUUGUCUUCCUAUGUGCUGAGAUUACAGGUGUGUGUACCUCCACCACUCCUGGUUUAUGGGGUGCUGGGGAUCAAGCCCAUGGCCCUGUGUACAUUAAGCCAGCACCCUACAAAUUGAGCUACAUCCCCAGGCUGAACAGGUUUUCUAUGCCUGACUGGGGCCUGGGCUGCAAUGGGCAAAGGGUCAUGGGCUCACCAGCUGGGGCCACAUGGCCAAUGGGUGGCAAGGAGCUGUGCUAUGGGCAUGCCGCUGGGUGGGCAGCUUCGGUCAGGGAUGGUCUUCCUGAGGAAGGACUCGAAGGUUCCCCUGGCAUGGCCCUUGCCAGGCCUUGCCACCCUUUGGCUGGUUCUAAGACUUGUUCUUUCAUGCUGUGUCCCAACCCUCACCCAAGGCAUUAGGACAAGAACAUACAGAUUAAGGAGUGCGAGUUGCCAUGGACGUGGAUGUGGGAUCAAGGACGAUUCUGGGACCCAGAGGAUUCCCAGAAGAGCUGGCAGCUCUCUCCAGUUCUUUACUCUUUGAUCUCAUUACACAGGAAGGCUCUGUUGAUACUCACCUGUCCUUGGACCCUGUCCCCAUCCCUAGUGACUUCCCCUGUGAGCCCAGAGAGCCUGUAAGCCAGCAGCCAUGGCUGUCCGGGGGACACCUGCCCCUGGGGGUGAUGGUGCUCACUCCUUUCUGUUUACUGCCACUGGGGCCACCUUUCCUUCUGCAUUGCCUAUUUAAGCUGUCCUUUAAAAUAAACAAAUGUAUUUCAGUUAUAA